CUCCAGUCCUCACUCCGUCCAACCAUUACUCCGGCGGCCGCCCGGCGAUCUCAAUUCAGCCGCUUUAAUUUGUUGCUGACAUUUGGAGUUAACGCGGAUUCUACUGUUUAUAAUGCUUCAGUCAGCCGGGAGGAAAUAGUUCGGGAUUUAGCAAAUUUGUUGACUUGCAUAUCUGAGUCAGGAUCACUUGUGGAAGGCAAGAUGGAAGGUGACCAGGGAACGUCUCAAGGACAAACUUAUCAUGUUGAUGGCGCUGAUAUAGAGUAUAUCUCAGGACUUAGUACCUUAUUGGCUGCCACAAUUCAGGAAACGAAAGAAAGUGUUUCCCAGAUAGAGUAUUUAUUCUGCAAACAGUUAUUUCCAGAUUUCCAAUCAAAAAUGAAAAAGAUCUAUUCUGAAGCAAAAAAAGCUGCAGAAGAUGAAUGGAAAAAUAAGGAGAAUGAUUUGAUUGUUCAAGUAAAAACACUUGAAUCUGAAAAGCAGAAAGUUAUUGAAGAAAAUCAGUUUUUAAAACUGGAGAAUCACAAGAUAAAGAAAAUCCCUAGAGAUCUCGAGGAGGAGCUUAAAAGAAAGACUAAGGAGAUAGCUGAAAAAAGAGAACUGCAGCAGAGUUUACGUGAACUUCUUGAGGCAAAGGCAUCCUUGGUGAAUAGAAAUGAAAAGAGAAUGAAGGAGCUUGAAGAGGAAAAUAAGGAAUUACAAUCAAAUUUAAAAAGUAAGUGUAGAAUAAUCGAAGAAAUUGAGGAAUCAAAAUGUGAGUUGCUCCAGUUAGUUCAGUCAAAGGUCUUGCUAAUUGAGCAGCAAGAACGACAAUUAAAACAAUUUGAGGAUAAAGUAAAUGAGAUUUCUGAAAAAAAUCAAGUUCUAGAGAAAAAUAUUGAUGAGAAAACAGAGUUUCAAGAAACAUUGCUGAUGAAAAUGAGAACACAAGCUGCUGAGAAUUUAAAGACUAGGCAGCUUCUGGAUGACUCUGAGGCGGAAAAUAGAGUAAUAACAGAUCAAAUAGAAGUUCUAGAGGAUAAGUUCAAAAGGCAAAAACAACUCACCGAACAGAAUGGAUCCAAUGAAUUGAUGAAGACUAGAUGUAAUUUAGAAGAGCUCCAAAAGGAGAAAAGAUUGCUUCUUGUGAAAGUAAAAGGUGUAGAGGAGGAAGUUGAUAAGCUUCAAGUGGAACUAAAGGAGAAGAGAAAAGAGUCGUCAGACGGAAUGAAAUUGCAUGGGAAAUUGCUUCAGCAGAUUGAAGGUAAGAAUGCUGAGAUAAUGAUAGAGCGGCAGAAAAGAAGGGAAGUUAUAGAUGCUUAUAAGAAGCUUAAAUCUCAGUACAACUAUUUAUGCUCAAAGUUCGGCUUAACUUCAGACAAUAUGCAUGCAAGUACGAGCACAAAAGUUGAUAAAGAGUCGUUAGUCCAUGAUCAGAAUAUGUUGGAUUCACCUGUUACAGGCAGGAAGUCCCCUAAUAGCCCAAUGCCUGCUUAUGAAAUGACUAAUCGUAUUAUAAACCAACAAAACCCCGAAGACUACAAAGAAACCAAAUUAAUACAAGGAUCAACCUCGACUUCACCUCUUGUAGAUGGAACCGACAGCAGCAAAAAGACGCCAUUAUUGUCUGGAACAAAACGGCCAGCUUCUCACUGGAGAGACACAAGGCCUACAAAAAACAGAAACGGGGCAGACCCACAUGAUGAUUUUCUUGACACUCCAUUAGAAAACAUCAAAGCAGACUUGAGAAAAGGAGUAAAGGAAGAAGACAUUCACCAUCUUCCCGGCCCGGCUCCUAAAGACAUGAGUUUUGACAGCUCUGAUGACGAAACACAGGAUGUAAGUGCCAACCCAGACCCGCAAAGGCCUGAAAAGAAAAGUUUUAAGUAUGUUGAACCCGUAAGAAAGAAAGCCGAGAGAGCUAAUCUUAAAGGUGUUGAAUGCAAGCAGUGCAAGAAGUUCUAUGAUGCUGUUCUUCCUGACGGUGGUGAUAAUAAUAAACAGAAUCUACGUUGUGAGCAUCACGAGGGUGUUUCUAGGCAUCGAUACAGGUUUGCACCCCCUUCAACUCCUGAAGGUUUUUGGAAUAUUGGAUUUGAAUCUGAAAUGUGAGUCAUACAUAGAACUGUAGAUUUGAUUAUAUUCGAUUUAAAAUUACCGAUUUGUACUUCUUUGUGUCAAAGACAGGACGUGCUAUGGCCGUAUUCGAAUUGUAUUUCCAGAAACAGAAUUUCUUACAAAUUCCCUUUAAAAAGAUAAGUGCUUGAAUAGACAGUUUGACAACAA
Erigeron canadensis is the source of this 2265-nucleotide messenger RNA. Its product is annotated as protein gamma response 1. Bases 202 to 2091 code for a protein of 629 amino acids. The record is from RefSeq and is a predicted model, not a curated record. Gene Ontology annotation, biological process: DNA double-strand break processing involved in repair via single-strand annealing; double-strand break repair via homologous recombination. Gene Ontology annotation, cellular component: site of double-strand break. The transcript has 5 exons. Gene Ontology annotation, molecular function: double-strand/single-strand DNA junction binding; single-stranded DNA binding; damaged DNA binding. Lineage: Eukaryota; Viridiplantae; Streptophyta; Magnoliopsida; Asterales; Asteraceae.